Messenger RNA from Carassius carassius (crucian carp), 1356 nucleotides. RefSeq names its product aquaporin-4-like. The coding region runs from base 238 to 1071 and encodes 277 amino acids. Gene Ontology annotation, biological process: transmembrane transport. Gene Ontology annotation, molecular function: water channel activity. NCBI's taxonomy places the organism in Eukaryota, Metazoa, Chordata, Actinopteri, Cypriniformes, Cyprinidae. The record is from RefSeq and is a predicted model, not a curated record. Gene Ontology annotation, cellular component: plasma membrane. The transcript is spliced from 6 exons.
UGACAUGUCCAAUGUUUGUGAUCAUGCUGUGCUGAGGUUUGCCAGCGUGUGAGCAGUGCUAAGAGUGUAGCGGGACGGAGGGAGGCGGUGAGCCCUUUGUGCCGGGCCUCCUGUAGUCUUCUCCACUGGAAUUAAUUAGGCUCUUUCUGACAGAAGACACCCUUCAGUCCAGCCCAUGUCCCCAAACACACACCAACAUCAGCACAGACAGACGGACUGUAAAACAUCACACCUGGAAUGGCUAUAAAAGAGGAGCUGAGGAGCCGUCAGUUCUGGCAGGGGAUUCUGGCAGAAACUCUUGGUUCUCUGAUCUUUGUAUCUGCUGUGUUGGGCUCUUUAGUGCCGGGGCCGGACGGGGUCUCCCCGGGGCCCAUUUACCCCGCACUGGCUGCUGGUAUGGCGACUGUGGUUCUGGGAUAUUGCUUUGGUGAAAUCAGUGGGGCUCAGGUGAAUCCUGCGGUGACUGUGGCCCUGUUGGCCAUGCGUAAGGUGGAUGUGUUGAGGGCUGUGGUGUAUCUGCUCGCUCAGUGUUUGGGUGGGAUCCUCGCGGCUGGCCUCAUGUACCUCUCUCUGCCCCUGAAGACCACGGCACAGAACUUCAUCAACAAGGUCCCAGUGGAUAUGAACGCAGGUCAAGCUCUCGGGAUGGAGAUGCUUGCCACGUUUGUCCUGGGUUUCACCGUAUUUUCAGUGGAAGAUCAACGCAGGAGAGAAGUAAAUGAACCAGGGAAUCUGGCCAUUGGAUUUGCUGUGACCACUGCCAUCUUCAUUGCUGGGAGGUUUUCUGGUGCCAGCCUGAACCCUGCUCGCUCUCUUGGUCCCGCUAUAAUACUCGGAUAUUGGGAACAUCACUGGGUCUACUGGAUCGGUCCAAUCCUAGGUGCAGUGCUGGCUGGAGUGUCUCAUGAGUUCAUUUUUGCCCCCAGUGCGUCCAGACAGAAGCUGGUGGCUUGUUUGACCUGUAAGGACAUUGAGAUUGUGGAGAUGGCCAGCGUGUCUCGAUCGUCCUUGUCCACUGUCACACAGAGCGCCAUGAGAAACAAACAAAGCAACAAACUGGAGCACAGCUAAGAUCAUAUUCAGCAGAUUACGAAUGCAGCCUUUUACAGUACACUUAGUCACAAACAACCAAUCAAUGGCUCUUAUUCAUGAAACAGCAAAUCUUGUGUAGGUUCUUCAUAACCAUUCUUACAUGGAUUGCACCAUGUACGGAUAUUAGAAUGUUUUUUUUUUUUUUUAAGAUGAACAGACUGUUGAAUAUUUAGACAGAAUAUAAAAAAUAUAAAAGAACGUUUUUUUUUUAAGGAAAGCUUUAAAACCUUGGAAAUUUGCAUAUCAAAUAUGAUACAGCGUGCU